UCCUUAAUUGAGUAUGAGGAGGAGACAUCACUGGUACGCAACUGAUUUCGAGGGUAACUGAGCCUUGUGUGUUUUUGCCAUCGGGUGAUCGUAACCAAUUUAUUAGGGACUCCAGGUCUCUGCACUUUUCCAGGGUUUUUGCUUCGCGCUUAUCAGACGCAUCAAACGAAGACAUGGCGGAUUGGAAAAUGCCAUUGAGUUACAAUUUCAACCCGUCUUAUCACGCUUAUGCGUACGGACUCGUGUACCCGCAAGCGUCUGAGCACGGCCACCCGAAUCUGAGCUGGGCAGAGGCCGCUUAUACUCACACCGGUGGGGUCACCGGGAGUUUUUACUCCACUCAAACAGCACAGCAAUCGCCACCCUGGAGCCCAGAAAACGCCAAUAACUACGGGCACUUCCCGGGCAACACGCAGAACGGACGACUCAUCGCGUAUAAUAAGACCGAGCUUGACUCCAAAGCCAAGGAUGCGGAGCAGGCCGAGAGCGAUACACCCAGCGAUUCAGAGGCCCAUACGCCAGAUUCUUGGAGCUCCGGAAGCAGUCGAGAGGGGGCUGCGCUGACCAAUCUGAACCUCCCUUCCUGGAAAGACCGGGACUAUGAAUCUGACAGUGGCAGUCCUGACGGCAGCGAGCUCUUCUCAAACGCUCUCUCCGUGGCGACCGAAGAACCAGUGGGUCUGAACCUGGGGGCGGGUGGCUUGCCCCCAGUGCCUCCACCAGCUACACCUCCGGGACGACCAGCGGCCCAGCCCCGCAAGACCCGGGCCGCUUUCUCAGAGGUGCAGAUGAAUGCUCUCAUCCACAGGUUCAAUGUCCAGAGGUAUCUCACACCCGCGGAGAUGAAAACUCUUGCGGGGACAACAGGGCUAACAUACAAACAGGUGAAAACUUGGUUUCAGAAUCGCAGGAUGAAGCUCAAAAGGCAUCAGAGAGAUAGCAGUUGGAUGACUGAGAGAUACGUUAUCAAUGGUGCUUCUAACACGCCAGCACCAUCAUCUCAGUCCCAGGGUGAUAACCCCGUACCAAACCAAGACCCCUACAGUAAUCCUCAACUGAGAGAGUCUAUAUUCAAGAGGAGUCCUCCACAAACUCCAUUCUACCCCAGCUAUCCAAAGCCACGUUCUCCUCCUCAGGCCACUGCGAUACCCCCAGGAAACUGGCCUCUGCCCCCAGCUGUGAUGCACUACGAGUUCCCCAACCCUACUGGCUACAUACAGGCCCGUGUCAAUGCCAGCGUCAACCUCAGCAUUCAUGCCAACGUCAGUGGUGAUGUCGGCGAAACUGAGGGCAAAGGUAGCAGUCCUACUCGAAUGCCAUCCAUGCCUAGUGCCACCCAGUGGUCAACAUAAGGAAUGACUUUGCCUGAUGGUCCGGCUGCUUGUAUAUAUAUUUUAGUCUGAGCCACACAGCCUUUGGUGUCGACCAUACUUGUAAAUAUUUUUUUGCGCAAACUGUUGCCUGUACGGUUUUUAUUUAGCAGCGAUGUUGUUAAGUGGUGGUCUCAGGGUUUUUUUUGAUACCGUUUAAAGUCGCCUUUUAAUCCCAUCAUGUUUUAUACCGAAGAUCUAUUUUUAUAACUUCAUUGUACCUUUUCAGAGUAUUUAAUAUCUCUUCCUUGCUCUUCCAGGUGCGUCGUAGUUUUUUCUUUUUUUUUUUAGUUUGGCCAGGACAAGAUGUUAAAAGUUCCAUGAAUUUGUAUGCAAGGCACUGCUGCAUGUCUAACUGGAGGUUGUCUGUACCGCACCGUUUGUUCUUUAUUUCACGCUUCAUGUAUGUGGAUCCAUUACAUUUGUGUAUUUGAUUAUGAAAUGCUUGCUCACCUAAACCUGGUUUAAGCCUAAUAGAGCGAUCAAGUUGUAUUUGCCACCCUUGGCUUGUGCUUGCACAAGUACUCUUGACCACACACAAAAAAACUCUUGUUCAGUGUUGA
Messenger RNA from Triplophysa rosa, 1933 nucleotides. It is a transcript of the gene nanog, whose product is annotated as nanog homeobox. Lineage: Eukaryota; Metazoa; Chordata; Actinopteri; Cypriniformes; Nemacheilidae. The record is from RefSeq and is a predicted model, not a curated record. The coding region runs from base 174 to 1352 and encodes 392 amino acids. The transcript is spliced from 4 exons. Gene Ontology annotation, biological process: regulation of transcription by RNA polymerase II. Gene Ontology annotation, molecular function: RNA polymerase II cis-regulatory region sequence-specific DNA binding; DNA-binding transcription factor activity, RNA polymerase II-specific.